Messenger RNA from Prorocentrum cordatum, 2058 nucleotides. The record is from the annotation of a GenBank genome assembly. NCBI's taxonomy places the organism in Eukaryota, Dinophyceae, Prorocentrales, Prorocentraceae.
AUGUUCGUGUGCAACGUGUCGCAGGCCAUCGCUGCGAAGGAGGAGGCUGGCGGAGGCUUCUCCGAGUCGGUGGCCCCGCUGUUCAUCUUCACCCUCCUCGACCAGCCCCCCAAGGACGGGUACCUCACGAGGGAGGAGCUGCAGCAGCUCGCGCCACUCCUCGCCAUGGCGGGCCCAGAGCUGGCACCCACCUUCCAGCAGCUGCUGGACCGGGGCUUCGCCCUGGCGGACAGCGACCCGCGCGACCAGAGGCUGUCUCAGGCCGAGGCCGGGAAGCUGAUAUCGGACCUCCAGAAGAUGAUCCCGCGGCUUCGGCGGCUCUUCAGCGCGAUCGUGUGCGUCGCCGCUGGGGCGGAGUGCGACGAGGCGCUCACGGGAGAGCUCCUGCUGGACGUCCUGGACCUAGACGGCGACGGCCGGGUGAGCAAGGCGGAGGUGAACACGUACGUCGUGGUGCUGGAGGUCGCCACGGGUUCCCCCCACCUCGGCCCCGUGGGGAACGACUUCGUCCGCGCGGCCGACGCGAACGGCGAUGGCUAUCUUGACGAGGCCGAGCUUGACGAGGUCGCGUACAGAACCACUGUCCUUCUCAACGUGAUGAGGGACCCCAGUCCCGAGAACCUCAAGGCGCUCCUGGACAGGGACGGCGACGGCCAGGUGAGCCCCGAGGAGCUGGAUGGCAUCGUCGACGUGAUGCCGUGCUCGACCUCCACCGCGAUGAGCGGCGUCGAGGCGGGCUCCACCGCCGCGGUGGGCCCCACGCCGGCACCCAUGGGGGAAGAGGAGCUCGGCGUCUUCUCCACCACGGUGGGCGAGGCCACGCCCCAGUGCGCCCUGGACGCCGGGCUCGCCGCGCGGCGGCUGCGGCCCUCGCCAGAGGGCCACGGCCGCCCGGCGCCGGAGGCGCGGGCGCCGCCAGCCGGCCGCGCCGCGGAGGCACGGAGGCUGACGGAGGGGUGGGCCUCGGGCAGCGCCUGGGAGGAAGUGACGACACAGCUCGCGGCGCUCCUGGAUUCGCUCUUCCGCAUCGCGAAGACGGACGAGUUCCGGAUCGUCGCGCCGUUGGUCAUUCUCGGGACCCGGGUGUCGAUCAUCGGCGGCCUCUUCCUGGCCAUCAACUCCAUCUACCAGACGACGAAGGCAUUCGACUCCAUGGUGCAGAAGAUUCAGGGCGGCGACAAGUCGUAUUCGGCGGCGGGCUUGCGCAAUCACUUCCGUGGGUCGUUCUCCGUGUCCGCGGCAUUCCCUGGAUGUCUCAUCGUGCUCACGCUCCUGGCCUUCUUUGUUGGCACGUGCAUGACUUUCGUGAUUGUGGUAUCUCUCGUGACUCCAGUGGUUCUCUUCUUCAUCGAAACUACAAAACCUCUCAUUCUGCGCCUCCUCGAAACUUAUGUCUAUCCGUUUCUUACGGUGUUCGCCGUCAAGUUUGUCCUGAAGUCGGUAGUUGUGGACAAGCUCCUCAUAAAGGAUGGAGAGAUACGUGCCCCGCCGAUCUUCGCGCCGCUCUGGUACGUCUUGGUGAUGCUCAACAUUGUCUGGGCUGCCUUCACGGUGCCAGCCCGCUUCGUAUUCUCGGUGUUUGGGGCGCUCUACACCUCGACGCUGAUGCACCACACGGUCCUCCCAGAGAAGGCCGUCAAGGCCCUCGACCCCUGCUACGCCGCCUUCCUGGCCAUGGCGUUCACACAGAGCAACCGGCGCAACCUCGUGCGGCGAUGCUUCCUGACACUUCUCAUUCCGUACCUGCACGUCGCCUUCCCCCCCGCUCCUCCGACGAGGGGCGAGGUCGAGCAGAGCGCCAGGAGGAAGCGGAUCAGGAACAAGUUCUGGGUGCUGGUGACGCUGUUCAACAACCCCGAGCUGAAGCAGUACCGCCGGCGCACGCUGCAGCAGGAGCUGGACAACCUGAAGGUGCUAAGCGAGGAGCCCCUGCGCGCGCCUAGCGCGGAGGAGCCCGGGCCCCGGCCGGGGCCAUGCAAGAGCGCAGUCACGCAGGACAUCGGCCACGUGGGCGUGCGAGAAGGCUCCGAGGCGGAGCCCGGCGUCGUGAGCCUGUAG